Messenger RNA from Clarias gariepinus (North African catfish), 1280 nucleotides. Its product is annotated as probable methyltransferase-like protein 24. Lineage: Eukaryota; Metazoa; Chordata; Actinopteri; Siluriformes; Clariidae. The record is from RefSeq and is a predicted model, not a curated record.
AUGUGCCUGCUUCUCUUUGCACCAGAGGGGAUCCAGCUGUGCAUGCUCCUCUGUCCUUCAUGCCCCGGAGCUGUGGAGUUCGCACACAAGUCUCUGGCUCUCCGUCAUGCAGCACUGCUUCACUCAGGAGGAGGCAUGGCUGCAUGCAGCAGCGCUCUGCUAAGUGUUUUCCCGCUCGUCCUGUCCGUGCUACUGUUCCUCCAGCUUCUGGUCAGUUUGAUAGUGCCGCGUGAUUCGUCCGCACCCGACUUCACCGUCAUCAGUAUACGCAGUCACGAAUCCGGGUCAUUAGACAGGCGCUCGGACAGCGCGGCGGAACUUUGGCCAGAUGGAGAGACACCGGCACGACUGCGCGCUUACACCGACGAGAACGAGCUGAACUCUCGCCAGGCCACAGACAGAAAACUUGUGCUUCAGCCUUGGGCAACAGGACAGCCAUCUUUUACUGCUGAAGUGCAGCGUCUUAUCCAAUUCAUUACCACACCAGAGGUGAAUUGUUCCAGAUGGCAGGGUUCUGGUGAGUCUGGGUCUGCAUAUGUUGGGGAAGGUUCUGAAGCUCUGUGCUUAAAUUACUGGGCUGCUGGACGUCCUUGUGUUGCUUACUCAUUCAGUCUGGAUGGAAAGGAUGCAGGGAUUCUGGAAUCCACAUUAAGCAUGAGAUGUGAGGUGCAUCGGUUUGACCCUAGUACUCGGCACAAACAAGGUGCGGGCUCUGGAUAUGGAUCUGUCCAGCACCAUCAAGUUUGGCUGGAUUGGAAACGCCCCCGCACUCGACCUCACAGGGGAGUUUUAGGAACUAUACCUCGCAGCCUUGUGGACAUCAUGGACUCACUGGGCCACAGCAUGGUACAUGUUCUGCGAGCAGAUCUGGAGAGUGCGGAAUGGCGUGUGUUGGAGAGUUGGGUGCAUGAUGGCGCUCUCAGACGGAUCAGUCAACUCAUCCUGACUGUACAUCUACAAUGGGCUGGGUUUGAAGUGGGUGGGACCGAUGCAGAAGUAGUGCGAUUCUGGUACAGUGUACUCAGUGCUCUGCACAGCUCAGGCUUCCGUCUGACCCACUCAUCUCCCGGGCCAGGACACACCGUACUGAGACAAGAACUUCCCAAUACACACAGCUCGUACAAACUUACCUGGCUUAGGAUAAAUGAACAAUUCAAAUGAUAUGCAGCAGUUCUUCACAGUUAUUGGGAAGUGCUGCAAACGCACAUAUUAAGGAAAGAUGAAAUACGUCUUUUUUAAAAUAGGAAUAAUAUUGUUGCUGUUGUUGACAAUGAAGCUUA